Molecule: messenger RNA, 2007 nt
Organism: Knipowitschia caucasica
Lineage: Eukaryota; Metazoa; Chordata; Actinopteri; Gobiiformes; Gobiidae
Source: the annotation of a GenBank genome assembly
AUGAGUCACGACAACACACACAUCUAUCACGUCAUGAGUCACGACAACACACACACCUAUGACGUCAUGAGUCACGACAACACACACAUCUAUCACGUCAUGAGUCACGACAGCACACACAUCUAUGACGUCAUGAGUCACGACAACACACACAUCUAUCACGUCAUGAGUCACGACAACACACACACCUAUGACGUCAUGAGUCACGACAACACACACAUCUAUCACGUCAUGAGUCACGACAACACACACAUCUAUCACGUCAUGAGUCACGACAACACACACAUCUAUCAUGUCAUGAGAAACAACAACAAACACAUCUAUGACGUCAUGAGGAACAACAACACACACAUCUAUGACGUCAUGAGUCACGACAACACACACAUCUAUGACGUCAUGAGAGUGAAGAAGGGAGACCGUGUGUCCAUCUACCUCCCCAUGGUUCCAGAGUUGGUGUGUUCCAUGUUGUCGUGUGCAAGGAUCGGAGCCGUUCAUUCUGUGGUGUUUGCCGGUUUCUCCUCUGAGUCUCUGUGUGAGCGGAUCAUCGAUGCCCAGAGCUCAGUCCUGAUCACAGCAGACGGCGUGUAUCGCGGAGAAAAACUGAUCAACCUGAAGCAGAUUGUGGACGAGGCUUUGGAGAAAUGCAAGGAGAGAGGGAGUUCCACUGUGACCAAGUGCCUCGUGGUCAAACAUCCAGCUCUGAGGACCAAGGACGGAGCGGCCUGCAACAAGCUACAGACGGCCUGGGACUCCUCGUGUGACGUGAGCUGGGACGAGGCCAUGAAGGAUAGUGCGGACCAGUGCGAGCCCACCUGGAUGGACUCUGAAGACCCUCUGUUUAUCCUGUACACCAGCGGCUCCACAGGGAAACCCAAGGGCGUUCUUCACACCGUGGCUGGUUACCUCUUGUACACGUACCUGACGUUCAAAUAUGUUUUUGACCAUCACCAUGACGACGUGUUUUGGUGCACGGCGGACAUCGGCUGGAUCACCGGCCACUCCUACAUCACCUACGGGCCUCUGGCCAACGGCGCCACGAGUGUACUAUUUGAAGGCAUCCCGACUCAUCCUCACGUCGGACGAUUUUGGGAGAUCAUCCAAAAAUAUAAAGUGACCAAGUUUUACACGGCUCCCACUGCCAUCCGCCUGUUGAUGAAGUACGGACGAGAGCCACUGCAGAAGUUUGAUGUGUCCAGUCUGCGGGUGCUGGGCUCUGUGGGGGAGCCCAUCAACCCCGAGGCCUGGCUCUGGUACCACUCUGUGGUGGGACGUGGCCAGUGUCCAGUGGUCGACACCUUCUGGCAGACGGAGACUGGAGGUCACGUGCUCACCCCACUGCCUGCAGCGACUCCUCUCAAACCAGGCUCUGCUACGUUUCCUUUCUUCGGAGUGGUGCCUACCAUUCUGAACGAGCACGGAGAGGAGCUGGAGGGCGAGGCUGAGGGAUAUCUGGUUUUCCGGAGGCCGUGGCCUGGAAUAAUGCGAACUCUGCACAAAAACCAGGAGCGGUUUGAAAAGACGUAUUUCAGGAAGUUUCCUGGUUUCUACAUGACGGGAGACGGCUGCAGAAGAGACAAAGAUGGAUAUUAUUGGAUCACGGGACGAAUCGACGACAUGCUCAACGUGUCAGGUCACUUGUUGAGCAGCGCGGAGGUGGAGGCCGCCCUCACAGAGCACCCUGCAGUGGCUGAGGCUGCGGUGGUAGGGCGCCCCCAUCAGGUCAAAGGGGAGUGUCUGCACUGCUUUGUGUCUCUGAAGGGAAGCACAGAGUUCAGCCUGAGCCUCGUGCAGCAGCUCAAGACUCUGGUGAGGGAGAAAAUUGGACCAAUAGCGACUCCAGAUUUUAUCCAGAAUGCCCCGGCUCUGCCCAAAACACGCUCAGGGAAGAUCAUGCGGCGGGUUUUGAGGCAGGUCGCUCGUAACGACAGAGACUUGGGCGACUUGUCGACUCUCGCUGAUCCCAAAGUUCUGGAACAUUUGUUUAAGCUGCGAAAUGAAGCUGUUUGA